UUUAUGCGUAUAUAUUAUGAAACUUACAAGACCGGAUGUUUUGAAGAACGGAAAAGAAAUAAUAUUAAAUCUGUUUGACCCUAAAAAGUCUGUUACUGCACUAGGAAUCGAUGAAAACAAAAAGGAAGAAGCUCAAAUUCUUUUUAGCAAAAUUAAAUUUAAAAGUUUGGAUGAUCUACAAAUAAAAAUGAAUUGA
Molecule: messenger RNA, 196 nt
Organism: Meloidogyne enterolobii
Lineage: Eukaryota; Metazoa; Nematoda; Chromadorea; Rhabditida; Meloidogynidae
Source: the annotation of a GenBank genome assembly